This is a messenger RNA of Trypanosoma conorhini, 1872 nucleotides long. RefSeq names its product putative RNA helicase. NCBI's taxonomy places the organism in Eukaryota, Euglenozoa, Kinetoplastea, Trypanosomatida, Trypanosomatidae. The coding region runs from base 1 to 1872 and encodes 623 amino acids. Gene Ontology annotation, molecular function: ATP binding; hydrolase activity, acting on acid anhydrides; RNA helicase activity. The record is from RefSeq and is a predicted model, not a curated record. The transcript has a single exon. Gene Ontology annotation, biological process: RNA catabolic process; mitochondrial RNA 3'-end processing. Gene Ontology annotation, cellular component: mitochondrial degradosome.
AUGCGGAGGGUUUUGGUGGCACUCCCCGCAACACUGCGGCAGCGACGGGCUUGUGGUUCUCAGAGUCAACGGGAACUGUUGCAGCUGACCUGCGAGCACAUUUAUCGUAGCAGUUCCGCCCGGGAGCAGUUGCGCCAACUCAUCCACGAGUCAUCGGUAGAAAAUGCUCUGCGUCACUUGGGCGAGUUUGCCAGAGAUGCUUCCCUGCUGGAAGGGUCUGCCUGGCUCGGGAAGUUGUCAGGAGCUCCUGGUAUUCUUGGCCGCAUUGCUGUCGUUUUACCCCAAUUCGAAAGAUGGUACGUUGCCCGAAAAGCCCCAGAGAAGGUGACAAUGCAUGAACCAUGGGAUUGGUACCCAAAGGCCCGCUUUAUGCGACGUCGAUUUGUUUUUCACUAUGGCCCCACAAAUAGUGGAAAGACCCAUGCCGCUUUGGAGGCGUUGGUGAAGGCCAAGAGUGGUGUCUACUGUGCGCCGCUAAAGGCACUUGCAGCACAAGUGUGGAGGCGGAUUGACGCACGCGUGCCGUGUGACUUGUUAAUCGGCGAUGAGCGGCGGUUUGGCGGGGGCGCAGAGCAUGUUUCGUGUACGGUUGAAAUGACACCUAUUGAUUACCAGGUUGAUGUGGGGGUGAUUGAUGAGGUGCAGCUGAUUGCCGACAGGGACCGGGGGUGGGCAUGGACACGUGCCCUGUUCGGAUUACCGGCGCGGGAAAUACAUCUCUGUGGCGAGGAGCGUGCUAUUUCGCUUAUACGUAAGCUGCUCUAUAGGACGCGUGAACUGCCUAGGCUGGAGCUCGUGCAACAUAAGCGGCUUGUUCCACUUAAAGUAUGCCCCCCAUUGGAGGCGGACCUACGACGAAUAGAAAACGGCGAUACCCUGGUUUGUUUCUCUCGAAGGGCCAUUUUUGAAAUGAAGAAAAAACUCGAAAGCAUUCCCGGGGUAGUCCCACACUGCAUUUACGGAUCCAUGCCUUUCUCAGUGCGUGAGGCUCAAGCCGAUGCAUUUAACAAGGGUGUACAAGACGGCAUUCAGGGAAACGGUGGGAAAAGGCAUGUUCUCAUCUCCACAGACGCUAUUGCGUAUGGGCUGAACAUGAAUAUUGAGCGUAUCGUUUUUGCAACAAUGAGGAAGUUUGACGGAAAGCAGGUGGUUGUGUUGCCGCAGGCAACUAUUUUACAAGUGGCUGGUCGCGCAGGUCGUUUUGGUCUAUUGCGCUCGCAUCAGGUGGGCCGAUGUACGACGCUUGACUCGGACGACUUCGCACUUGUGUCGGAGGCGUUCAACAGUCGUAUAACUCCGCUGCAAAAGGCGGGACUUCUCCCCACAGCUGACAUACUUGAGCUCUUCAUUAGGCUACGUGGAUUGGAGGAGGGUGGGAAGGUGCCAGUUGAAAAUUCAACAUCAUUCUAUACGCGUAUGAAGGAGUUUACGGCGUGUUGUCAAGCUUCCGAGUUGUUUUUCCCCUGCGAUCUUUCGCGCUCAUUGCUACAAAUAGCCAAGGAGUUGGAGACGGUAACCGACCUCUCCUUAAGUGAUCGGAUUUUGUUUUGCUAUGUUCCUCUCAGUGAUCGUGGGAAGGAGUCGUUUGAACUCCUCCGCGCCUUUGCGCGUGACCACGCGGCGGGGCGAGAGGUCCUUCUUCGCAUAGACGACGAGUACAAGGAACUCGCAAAGCAAUGGGGUCGCAUUUCCGGUGGAGACCUGAGGAAGGCUCAGCAGUUGUUGGCAAGGAUGGAACAUGUCUACCGAAUGGCAGAAAUGUACUGCUGGCUUGCGUGGCGCUUUGGGAAGACGUUUGUUCACCUUGAGCCUGCCACGGCGUUGAAGGAAAAGGCGGCGACGAAGAUGGAGGAAAUGCUGCAACUCCUUUGA